This is a messenger RNA of Acanthopagrus latus (yellowfin seabream), 867 nucleotides long. RefSeq names its product anterior gradient 2 (gene agr2). The transcript is spliced from 8 exons. NCBI's taxonomy places the organism in Eukaryota, Metazoa, Chordata, Actinopteri, Spariformes, Sparidae. Bases 162 to 662 code for a protein of 166 amino acids. Gene Ontology annotation, cellular component: endoplasmic reticulum. The record is from RefSeq and is a predicted model, not a curated record.
AGUUUGAGUCAUCAUGGCAUGAAGUGAAGGGAGGAGGGCGGGUCCGCAGGCGAACAGGUGUUUAAAUACGGGACAGGUGAGAGUGGAGGUACAGCAUAUUCUGCAGCUUGUGGUCCGCCUACAUCCUCACCUGAGCAGCCAGGAACAGUCAGUUUAUAAAGAUGAUCAAAGCCAUGUUGUCUGCACUCUUGGUCUUGGUGGCCCUGUCCUCCACCUUCGGGAAAUACAUCCCCAAGACUGGCAGGAGGACUCCUCAGACUCUGUCCAGAGGUUGGGGUGAUCAGCUGAUCUGGGCUCAGACUUACGAAGAGGCUCUUUACUGGUCCAGGUCAAGAAACAAGCCUCUGAUGGUCAUCUUUCACCUUAAGGACUGCCCACACAGCCAGGCACUGAAGAAGACCAUCGCUGACGACGUUGAGAUCCAAAGAACUCUUGAUGAGGACUUCAUCAUUCUCAAUCUGAUGUAUGAAACCACAGACAAACAUCUCUCUCCUGAUGGACAGUAUGUUCCCCGGGUCAUUUUUGUCGACCCCUCAAUGACAGUGAGGGCCGACAUCACCGGUCGCUACGCCAACCGCAUGUAUGCGUAUGAACCAUCUGACAUCAAAAUCUUGAUGGACAACAUGAAGAAGGCCAAGAAGCUCCUGAAGUCUGAACUGUGAGCACAAGGAUGAGACACCCAAGAGUUUGUCGCCACUGAUGCCGAUAAUGUGCUGUCACUACAGUUUACACAUGCAAAACUAAGCACUGGAAAGUUUUCUUUCUUCCUCAUCAUCUUCUCCCCUUGAAUUCCUUACCUCUUACCUUUGUUAACAUUGCUGUACAUCCAGACUGUAUUUUGAAUAAAUAUGGAACUGUUCAUACAUA